This is a messenger RNA of Exophiala xenobiotica, 3219 nucleotides long. RefSeq lists its product as uncharacterized. The coding region runs from base 533 to 3067 and encodes 844 amino acids. The record is from RefSeq and is a predicted model, not a curated record. The transcript is spliced from 2 exons. NCBI's taxonomy places the organism in Eukaryota, Fungi, Ascomycota, Eurotiomycetes, Chaetothyriales, Herpotrichiellaceae.
CUCUUCUUGAUCGCAGAGAACAAGCAUUUCACAUUCCACAGGCUUGCUGCAGUCAGAAUCCUGGUGCAUCAGUAAUCGGCUUUUCACAUCACAUCUUGCGCAAAGCUUCCUCCACGGCCUUACGAGACCGAGUCUAGCGCCUGCUCUAUCGGGGCGCGACCUAAUCUCCUUGAACCAUCGCUUAUCCGUUGCGUUGUGACCCCUCGUCGCAAACGACUUUUCACAUCAUAUUUUGAGUGUCUAGAAGCUCGUGGACUUCAAAGCUAUAACGACGGCUAUAACGGCGCAUUGUCAACAUUGUCGCGGCCCAAGUGCGACAUUGAUCGACUUGAGGACUUGGUGGCUUGUAUCCCCAAAUCCUGCCUUGACGCCUAAAGCACCGUACGACGACCGUUACUAAAUCACUACGAAAUCGGGACCAGCAUGUUCAAUUCCAAUUUUGUCAUCAAGCCGCCAGUCCUGAGCAAGAGCAUGAGGUGACAUUGCUCUAUUCGACUCGUGCACGAUCAACCAGAGAUCCGAGGUCAUCAUCAUGGACAACCACCACAAUGCCUCCUUAUCGAGGCCGUCGCCCAGCGCGGCUAAUGGAGACAACGUUGGACUAAUCAGUAACAGAGAUCCCCCCGGCAUGAGAAUAGCCACCACUGCCACAGAGCCACCAUCGUAUUAUCGAGGCCGGCACUCGAGAGGGAGUUCCAGAGAGGAGCGAUUGCACUCCAUCGAUGAGGGUGAGAGCUCUUACGAACUGGUAGAGCCGACGACUCCAACCAAAGCUCGCCGGUUGAGUUCAGGCCCGUCUAGUGCGUCAUCCAUGCUUCGACGGUUGACGACCAAAUAUGCGCCCAUGGGACGUCCUCAUCUCCGUUCCACGAAAAAAUCAAAAGGUCGACAGUACGCAACCCUAGAUGACGAUGAUGCCGAGCAAACAGGGACGGUAGACAUCACUUCCCUCGAAGGCCUUGGCUGGGAGCUGACCGACAUGUCACGACCUAAUUCGGCGAACCUUGGACAAGAUACAGCGUACGUUCCUCGGAAUGGCGCGGGAAGAAAACCAGAUUUCCGCAGCUUUGUCGACAAACGCCGGUCAGUUGGCGAAGGGAUGAAAGAUAUCGGGGUCCAGUUGAGGCGUGAUCCUACAAAGGUGGUAAGAAGGUCAACAGGCGAUUCCCGCAAUGGAGCAAGUACUGGAUUAGAUCGAGCCAAAACUGUGCGACAAUUGGGACAGAACCUUGCACAGGAGAAAAAGAUGAUCGUCGAAAUCGAGGAGGCGGUCGACUUGAGUUCGCUGGAGGGCGGUCAGCCGGACAAUCGGGCAAGUCGAGCUUUCGAAACCAUGUCCAUGAGACAAAGCAUUAUGCCGCAAGAGACGAAAAGUUAUUACUUUCCUGAGGAUCCAGACAUCCCGAACUGGAAACCUUUUUCCAUGAGCAGCGUCUACAUCCUGUUCUUGAUGGCGCUCGCUAUCACCUUGGCGGGAGUCCAAGAGUAUUUGUGUCAGAAAUCCAUCCAGCGUGCGAAAGAAAACAGCGGACUUGUUGCUUUCGACCAUGUUUCGGAGAUAUCAACAUGGGAUUUCUUCGCAUGGAAAUACCUCCCGACCAUGGUAUGUAUCGUCUACGCGGUCUUGUUCUCCAUUAUGGAUUUCGACAUUCGACGGCUUGAACCAUUCUAUCAAUUGUCACGACCUGGAGGUGCUUUGGCAUCGGCUAGUCUGAACUUGGAUCACCUCACCAUGUUUCAAUAUUUUGUGCCGUUCAAGGCUUUUCGACUGAAGCAGUACGCCGUUCUCUUCUCCACGACGGGGAACAUCAUCGCAUCUAUGGUCGGACCGUCCUUGCAAAAUCCCUCGCUCAACAUGGAUACCAAUCAAAAUCCUAAAUGUGGGCGUUUGGGUUGUGGUGAUUCGGGCGAAAAGCACUAUUGGGUUCGAGUGGAUCCUGUGUGGUCGCGACUGCUGUCGGCUAGCUACCUGAUCGUAGCUCUCGUCCUGGUGGUCUUGUUCUUCCAACUUCGGCGCAAAUCUGGCCUCCUUAGUGAUCCCAAAGGCAUUGCUGGAAUCGCAUCCAUGGCCACCAAAUCACAUAUUUUGCAAGACUUCUCGGGCUUGGACAUGGCGACUAGGGGCAGGAUCCACCGACGGCUCCAGCACCGACGAUAUGUGCUGUACAAAUCAUCCGUCUGGCAGGGCGAAUGGAGUCCGACGAGCGACCCUCCGCAUGACAGUGAGAAGAAAUUGACCAGUCCGCAUCCUAUCAUGCUUCGCCUGGAGUUCGGGAUACCAUUUCUCCUCUUCAUGGUUUUCUGUAUGACGGCAGUGCCGGUCAUUACCCUGACAAAGGCUAGGGUGGUCCCGAAUGCUGUUCCAUGGCUACCCAUUGUUAUUGCGACCGCUUUGAAAUUGAUCUUCAGCACGUUUGAAGCCGAUGUUCGACUCGUCGAACCAUUCUACCAAUUGUCCAAGGGAAACGCAAGACCUGAAAACAGCUUGACUCUCGAUUACCAGGCGACCGUGUACGGUUGGAUCACAUUCAAAGCACUUUGGAACCGACACUACAUUGUGGCGCUGGUGGGGUUCUCGUCGGUGAUUCUGGAUAUCUUGACCGUGACUGUGAGUUCCUUUUCGGUCAACUCGGAGGUCUUUUUGAAGUUGAAGGACAAGGACGACUCCAGCGGCGACGAAACCUUUGCAUCUUUCUGGGCCUCGCUCAUUCUGUCGGUGACCAUUCUCAUGGUCGUCAUUUGCACGACGUCGAUUGUGUACUGGCGGCGAAGGCAUCCAUUCCUACCACGAGAGCCGUCGACCAUUGCAGCCAUAUUGGCCUUUAUUUACGCGAGCAAUAUGCUUACCGAUUUUAUCGACACCGAGACCUUGAACAACAAACAGAUGGAGCAAAGACUGAUGGGGCUGGGCAAGCGUUACGGUCUGGGCUGGUUCCGUGGCCGAGAUGGGCAGAUCCAUUGCGCGAUUGAUGAAGAGCCGAUGAAGAGCAGGUACGUGCACGGAAAACCGUAUACCAUGGCACAGGCAGGGCCAUUGCAGGAUCAUGAGACAUAUUAUUCUGUAUAGAGAUGGGAGUUUUGAUGGGUGGAUGGGUAAGACACACCCAAAGCGAGAUAUUGGACGUCUCGAUCUAAUGAAAGAUACCUAUAUAGUGGGGUUAUGGACAAGGUCUUAUUUAUGUGACUUACAGGAACAUAUCUGUCCAGCUUUGACAUGAG